AUGGUGAUCGUCAGGCUGCUUAAUGGGCCUCCGACGGGUAGGUCCCUGAUCGGCAUCCCAAGAACGAGGGAUCCAGUCAACGAUGAAACCGAGCCAUGGUUUUUUAUCAACGGAAUAGCCACCGGGUAUAUCAUUGUCCAGCAGCAAAGAAAGAACUGUGCUGAUCGAUAUAGGAAACACUGGCACCAGUCGAACCUAACCGCGCUGGCAGACACCUUUGGCCGGCAGAUCGUGGGCAUCCACAACCCAACCAAAGGCGUGAUCCUCGAUCUCGUUGAAUGCCUCAUCCAGCGCGAUCUCGACUACAAAACAGCUGACAUCCGACAAGGACGCGCCCAGCUCCGCGCCGCUCUCGCCGCAUCCACCACGAAGAAAGUAGUCCUCAUCGUCCACUCGCAAGGCGGCAUUGUCGCGUCCUCGAUCAUCGACUGGCUGUAUGGCGAGCUCAGCGAGCCCCAGAUACAGAAACUAGAGAUAUACACCUUCGGCAACGCAGCGAGGCAAUUCCGCAAUCCGCCUCUGCACGAGCAGCCAGACAACGAUCCGGCUGGCAAUGUGCCCCGCCGACAGAUCCAAGGAGAGAGAGCAAUCCGGCAUAUUGAACACUACGCAAACACACAGGACUUCGUGGCUAAUAUUGGAGUGCUGCAGUUCACGUCGCCUGCGGGCGCGUAUUCAAAUGCGAGUGUGUUUUCUGGGACUGUCUUUGUCCGGGAGGGGUCGGGGCAUUUGUUCAAUAUGCACUAUCUGGAUCCGAUGUUUGGGGACGAUAGUGCUUUUAUGGAGAGUAUGGUCAAUGUGCGGCCUGGUGAUGGACCGGGGAAGACUGUCUCCAUGCGAAUCAGGGAGCUCUCCAGGCUGUACAGGUACAAAAAGGGGGAAAGUCCGGAGGAUCAGGAUGCUACGUGA
Molecule: messenger RNA, 909 nt
Organism: Aspergillus viridinutans
Lineage: Eukaryota; Fungi; Ascomycota; Eurotiomycetes; Eurotiales; Aspergillaceae
Exons: 2
Coding region: 1-909 (302 amino acids)
Source: RefSeq, a predicted model, not a curated record